This is a messenger RNA of Mycena indigotica, 570 nucleotides long. RefSeq lists its product as uncharacterized. The transcript is spliced from 3 exons. The record is from RefSeq and is a predicted model, not a curated record. Bases 1 to 570 code for a protein of 189 amino acids. NCBI's taxonomy places the organism in Eukaryota, Fungi, Basidiomycota, Agaricomycetes, Agaricales, Mycenaceae.
AUGUCCUACCUCAAGGCAACUGGUGGCCGUCCGCGUUUUGCGUAUCCGCCCAGUGGAUUUUUUGAGGCUUCCGAUGGCUAUGGCGAAUUGACGGAUCCCAUUACGAUUCCUCCCCAUGCACAUGCAGAAAUAAACUUCAAUUCCCCAGAACGUAUUCGAGGACGACCUGGGCAUGGAUUUCGGAUUGAUAUCCCGAACACCCAAUUUACCGUCGUUCUCUGGACCGACCCGAUCGCGAUGGCUGUGGGAGUGUGGAAAUACCAUAUCGCAAAGCGUGCCACGCCCGCUGUCCCUAUCUCUUUUCUGGACCUCCUGAACAGUGGAUGGGAUAUAGCGUAUUAUCAGGACGAGGACCAACAGUGGCACCCCGACGCUACUAGCGCUGGAAUACCUCCAGAAGCCGGUGUGGUGACCCUAAUGGGUGGGGAAAACGAGGCCGUCGCCCUCUAUCACCUUCAAACUAGGAGGGUCUAUCAUGCCUCAUGCCCAUUCCCCAGGCCACCGAUGAGCGGACCGCUGAUGAUGGGCCACGGGGCUGUUCGAGCAGAGCCUCAACCUUUUAAUCCUUAA